CUGCCCUCCAGAUACAGAUCAUGAGUGGCGGGUAUGACCUCAACCUCUUCAUCAGUCCUCCCAACUGCAGCUUCCUGUGCUCUGUCUGCCAUGGGGUUCUCAAGAAGCCAGUGAGGCUGCCGUGCAGCCACAUCUUCUGCAAAAAGUGUAUCUUCCGGUGGCUGGCCAGACAAAAGACCUGUCCAUGCUGCAGGGAACAGGUGAAAAGGAAAAAGAUUGUCUAUGUGAACAAACUCCGGAAAACCAUUGGCUGCCUGGAAGUCAAGUGCAGGAACGCCGAGGCUGGGUGCUCGGUGACAUGCCCCCUGGCCCAUCUCAGGCGCCACCAGGACUCAUGCCCGUUCCAGCUGAUGGCCUGCCCCAAUGAGAGCUGCACCGCGCGGGUGCCACGUGGAGCUCUGGCGGAGCACCAGCAGUAUUGCCAGCAAGGUGCCCAGCAGCAAUGCCCCCUGGGCUGCGGGGCAGUCCUGGGCCCGGCGGAGCGUGCUCACCACAACUGCUACCGAGAGCUGCGCCAGGCGUGGAGCGAACGCCAGGAGCGCAGCCGGAAGGUCCUGCUGGGCCUGCUGCAGCGCAUGCGCCUGGUGCAUCGCGCCACGAGCCUCAUCCGACGGCAGCUGGCGCAGCUGGGCAGCUUCCUGGAGGACGACGACGCCCUGCUCGAGGGCGCCCUGCAGGUGGAGGCGGGGGCCACCCCAGAAGGCAGUUCGGGGGGUGAGGCGCUGGGGCCCAGGGCCAAGGUGCCUUGUAAAGAGAGGUAA
Molecule: messenger RNA, 761 nt
Organism: Carlito syrichta (Philippine tarsier)
Lineage: Eukaryota; Metazoa; Chordata; Mammalia; Primates; Tarsiidae
Gene: RNF151
Product: ring finger protein 151
Biological process (GO): regulation of canonical NF-kappaB signal transduction; tumor necrosis factor-mediated signaling pathway; protein K63-linked ubiquitination
Cellular component (GO): plasma membrane signaling receptor complex
Molecular function (GO): zinc ion binding; ubiquitin-protein transferase activity
Source: RefSeq, a predicted model, not a curated record